AUGGCAGAUCCUUCAGGUACCCUAGGUGGGCGUGAAAUUGCUCAGGCUCGUUUAGCUAAAUUACCACCUUUUUGGAAAGAAAACCCAACACUUUGGUUUUCGCAGGACGCCAUGUUCGCGAUAUCUCGUAUCACUGCCGACACUACUAAAUUUCAUUACAUUGUGGCUAACUUUAACACCGAACCACUACCUUUUGUCUCUGACAUUAUUACAAAUCCACCUGCUCAAGAUAAAUAUGAUACUCUGAAAGAGCGUUUGAUUAAUUUCUUCUCUGAGACUAAUGAGUCCAAACUACGUCGAAUGUUCAGAGGCGUCGAGUUUUUCGACGAGAAACCAUCAAAUUUCCUCCAACGUCUCCGAAAUUUGGCUGGCAACCAAGUAGGUGACACUGUUCUACGUACCUUGUUCUUGGAACACCUGCCUGAACAAGUUAGGGGCAUCCUGUCCAUCAGUGAGGUAGCGGAUCUCACACGCUUAGCCCUGCAGGCCGAUAAGAAUAUGGAAGUCACAAAGCCUACUAUAUUUGUCAUCGACAAAUAUCCCAGUUCCAGUGCCUCAACAACAGCAUCUAAGCAAUCAAUCUCCAAUAACAGUAACCUGUCGGUUACUCUGGAAAACCUCACAGCCCGAAUUGAUGCAAUAACACAAAACUUUGAACAUCUAGAUCAGCAUGAAAAGAAACAACAAAAACCAAAUCCAAAUCCAUCUGUGAUCGAAAAUAAUGUAUCAAAUUCCAAUGAUAAUGCAAGUAAUAAUCUAGAGGUUGGCUACAGUAUUGCUCCUACUUCGACAAUUCAAACUGAUGAUGAUGAUAUUACUGAACCUGACGUUGUUGAAGAAUUGGAGCAUUUGGAGCCCUCGACAUCCUGUACAAUAGAGGAAAGCAGCGAAGAUGAUGAUAAUAAUAAUGCUACACAUUCAGACAGAAAAACUAAGAAUACAUCACAGAAUCCUAGGAAAAGAAAAAGAAAAAGCGGGUUUGAAAAGAAACAACAAAAACCAAAUCCAAAUCCAUCUGUGAUCGAAAAUAAUGUAUCAAAUUCCAAUGAUAAUGCAAGUAAUAAUCUAGAGGUUGGCUACAGUAUUGCUCCUACUUCGACAAUUCAAACUGAUGAUGAUGAUAUUACUGAACCUGACGUUGUUGAAGAAUUGGAGCAUUUGGAGCCCUCGACAUCCUGUACAAUAGAGGAAAGCAGCGAAGAUGAUAAUAAUAAUGCUACACAUUCAGACAGAAAAACUAAGAAUACAUCACAGAAUCCUAGGAAAAGAAAAAGAAAAAGCGGGUUUGUAAGUUCCUGGCUGAACAUUCCUAAGUUCAAGGGUUGGUUAGAAAAAUCUUCAAAACCAGCCAGUCAAGGGAAUUUCGCCUUCUGUAAAGUAUGCAAUAUUGAUGUAGUAGCGCACAAAACUGUCUUAAUAAAACAUUCCUGUAGUGCAAAACACAAAUUAAAUUGGCAAAAAGUAUCAACAAGCACAAAAAUCACAGAUCUCUAUGUAGCUAAGAGAGAAGAGGUUGCCGUGAAAAUUGCCGAAAUAAAAUUAUGUGCGCUUUUUGCUACGAAGAACCUACCUUUUUUGUUAAUGGAUUCUUUGUCCCCACUUUUAAAAAAUAUCUUUCCGGAUUCAAAAAUUGCGCAACAACUCAGUUUAAAAAGAAGCAAAGCCACUGCCAUUAUAUGUAAUAGUUUAGGCGAUAAUUUUCUUACAGAUUUGCAUAAUAAAUUAACUGAACCAGGAUUUUUCUUUUCACUGAUAAUGGAUGAAACCACCGAUAUUUCUGUCAAAAAACAAUGUGCUUUUUCAGUGAUAUUUUAUGAUAAAAAUGUAAAUUUGAUACAAUUGAACUUAUGAAAACUUUUGGAAUAUGUAUUAUGAAUUGGACAAAUUUUCAUUAUGUUAUGUGAUUACUAUUAUGUUUAUGAAUCCUUUAUGACUAUGUCCAUUUAUAUUAUUUAUGCCUAUUAUGAAAUUUAUGACUCGUUUGUUAUCAUUUACAAACCAUUAUGAAUUAUUAUGAUCUUUUAUAUAUUAUGAAGUUUACCAUAUUUUGCUUAUGAUAUUAUUUAAUUACAUUUUUAUUGUAUUUUCAUUAUAUUCUUUACGGUUUAGAUCGGGACGAUCUUAUGUCAGGCUAGCCGAAGUUGUAGCAUUUAAAUUUGAAUUUCGCGCGCCAAUUUACAGUUCUCUUCUUUACCGUCUUAUUUUUGAUUUGGCAACACUGCUCUCGGUGAUGACAGAAGUGACAUCCCGUAAAAGGUGACAAUGUCAAUGCCAGUUUUUGGCGCGGACAUUCUAUUAGAUUCCAGAACGAAAACGUGCAUUAUUAAGUUAUGUUAAUUAGUUUUUGCUCCCAAUUAUGAUUAUUAAAGUCUAUUUAAAUUA
Ceutorhynchus assimilis (cabbage seed weevil) is the source of this 2382-nucleotide messenger RNA. Lineage: Eukaryota; Metazoa; Arthropoda; Insecta; Coleoptera; Curculionidae. The record is from the annotation of a GenBank genome assembly.